AUGAAUAUCAGUAUGCGAUCGAGUCAAUCCUCCUACGGGGAUCCUCGCUAUCUCUCCAAUAUCUCCGACAUCCAACCACCGGGUCCACUCGGAAAGAGCCUCGUCAACGGCUACCGUGAUGUCGUCGACACACACAGUGAAGAGUCGCGGUACAACCCGCUCAACUCGGAUCACCCUCGCAGCUCCGCCCUAGUCAAUACCAAGGACCCCGUCACCAUGUUCCUCCUCGCCCAGACCGCCAUGGGGGACAGCACCGACUACGAGAUUCUGUCCUUCGAGGAAGUGGACGCUCUCAAGAAAGAGCGCCACCUCUUGGCCGGUCGCAUCGCAGGCACCAAGCGAAGACUAGCGUUGGAGACCAAACUGCGGGAUGCGGCCCAGUCCAUCGGCCGUCUCUACAGUCCGCCCAGCCCUCGGAGCAGCGGCGAGUACGGAGAGAAGUCGCAUCGCAGGAGCAGGAGUAUCUUCGGAAAGAGCGGCACCGCUGAGGCCCUGAGCAAGACCGAUUCAGAGCUGGCGGCCAGCCAGCGCAAGUGUGAGGAGUUGGCACAGGAGCUGUGGAAACUAGAGCGUCGUGAACAGCACAUCAAGGAGCGGUUGCUGGAGCAUACCGCUGGUGUCUUACAACUGACCCACAAGGGCCUCAAAAAACCGAAAACCUCCGAUGCCGAGGGGGACAACCCUUACGACGAGUUUGACGACCGCAGCUUGUAUCGCACGCCGGAACACAUCGAUAAUUUUGGGUUGCAAGGGAACAUAAAUCCCGCCGCCGCGCAGGCGAUUUCCGAUGGACCGAGCUCCGAGGCUGAGGGUGCAUGGCGUCAACAGAUUACGGAGCUGAAUCGUCGGGUGCAAAGUAUUGUUGAACGGUUUGGACUCACGCGCUCGCCUACACUGCCGCCUCCCCCCAGCGCUAAUGAAGGAGAGGGCCUGGAGGAGCAGCUUGACUACCUUCAGACUGGUAUCAACGGGUUGGAAAGUCGAGUCGAUGGUCUCUUGGAGCAGAAGACGAUUUUAACCACCCAAAUCCAGCAACAGCGUGAGCUGAACUCCAAGUCCGAUGCGGAGCGGGAUGCGCACAUUGCCGACCUGACCGAGCAACUGGCCCAUCUGCGCCGAGACUACGAUGUGUCCCAGCGUGAUGGCAAAGCUGCUCAGGAUGAGCUUGCCAUGGUGACGGAGCAAUUAGAGCAACUGCGUCAGAACGGCUCUCCUCAAGAUGAGGCAAAUGCUGCCUUGUUGCAAUCCGAAGGAGAAGUCGCGCGCUUGCAUAGUGUGGUAAGCUCCUUGGAGCACGAGUUGGAGAGCUUGCGGCAUGAGGUCGAUUCGAGCACAGAAGUGCAGGAGGCUCGGACUCGAGCCGAACAGCAAGUGGCUCAGCUUGAGGCCACCAUCGAACAAAUUCGCACCGAGAGCGCCGACCUCGUCCAGGAAGCAGAGGCGCGUGCUCACCAGGAAGCAGGAGAGCGCAUUCGGGACAUAGAAGAAAGUAUGCAGACAGUAGAGGAGCGUGCCCUGGCGGCAGAGGAGCGCGUGCAGACAGCAGAGAAUCACAUUCAGGAGGCACGAGCCCUUGCCCAAGAGGCAGAAGAGCGCCUACGGGAAGCAGUCGAUCAACGCACAGAGGCCCAGGAAAACGCGACUCGUAUUCAGAAGGAAAUGGAAGAUAUGGAAAGCGAGCUUGUGCGGAUGUCCACCGAGCUGACCAUGGUCAAGGCUGAAUUGGAUGGGGCAUACGGCACUCGUGCCCAGCGAGCAGCCGACAUUGCUGGCAACCCCGAGAUCCAGAAAGAGAUCGACGCACUCAACACGCGCAAUGCCGAGCUGGAGAAGGAGAUUGCUGCGCUUAAGCAACAGGGCGGUGGCUCUGAUUCACAGACACGCGCUGAUACACUUGAGAAAGAGCUACGUGAAACUCUUGAUGACUACGAGGCCAUGACCAAGGCUAGCAUCGAGUUCGAGAAGGAGCGGGAGCGAUUCGAGAGUAUCAUCGACAACAUGCGUGAUCGCAUGGAGCAGCUCGAGACACAGCUCAGCGAGGAGCGCAUCAACUGGAUGAAUGUAAACAGCCCCACGUCUGUCGGUCGCGAUGGCGGUUCUGAGACUACUUCGACUAUGGUCCUUAAGAACGAGUUCAAGAAGAUGAUGCGCGAUACUCGGAACGAAAACCUGAAGAUUCUGAGGGCCGAGCAAGAAGAACGCCGCAGGAUCGAAGGCCUGCUGCGGGCUCUCCGAAAGGAGCAUGCCCAAGUUACGGGCAAGCCUGUGGCCAGCCCAAUCGGUACUCCCUUAUGA
This is a messenger RNA of Penicillium chermesinum, 2295 nucleotides long. RefSeq names its product involucrin repeat protein. The coding region runs from base 1 to 2295 and encodes 764 amino acids. The record is from RefSeq and is a predicted model, not a curated record. The transcript has 3 exons. NCBI's taxonomy places the organism in Eukaryota, Fungi, Ascomycota, Eurotiomycetes, Eurotiales, Aspergillaceae.